This is a messenger RNA of Thunnus maccoyii (southern bluefin tuna), 3109 nucleotides long. RefSeq names its product gastrin-releasing peptide receptor-like. Gene Ontology annotation, molecular function: G protein-coupled peptide receptor activity. The record is from RefSeq and is a predicted model, not a curated record. Gene Ontology annotation, biological process: G protein-coupled receptor signaling pathway. Gene Ontology annotation, cellular component: membrane. The transcript has 4 exons. Lineage: Eukaryota; Metazoa; Chordata; Actinopteri; Scombriformes; Scombridae. Bases 425 to 1507 code for a protein of 360 amino acids.
UGUUUCAGCUUGUCUAUGUUCCUUGUUUCAUGCCAGCUUGUGAGCCUUCUGUUACUGGACUGCUGAACUCAAAGUAAAGAUCUUAAAUCAGUAAUUCUGCCUCAGUUUCUGCAUUUGGGUCCAUCUGCUCUGCUACCUGUGACAGUACAAUCUGACCAAGAUAUGGUCCCAGCAGAGUAAUGCCUUUUUCAGAAAAGGUUUCUGAGUUUGAUCGGACUGUGGCAAAACUCAUUGCCUCUCACUCACAUCAGUGUACAUCGCUCCUGGAGAAGAUCUUUGUACAGCAGCAGUAUUUCAAGGAGAGGCCAUGGCUCAUAAAAUGACGCACACAACAGCAGGAUGGCGCGUAUAAAGCCUCUCACCAAACGCACCAGCGACAUCAGACUCUCCUAUCGAAACCUCUGUCCUCUCACUGUAUGCUGUGAUGUCUCUGGAGGAUUCCUUCGUGUUAGAGCCAGAGGACAGCAGGCUCUCGGUUCUGAAUGUGUCCAGAGUGUUUUGGGACUCCACAGGAGAACAGCACCAGUACAACAUCUGGCUCCCUGGCAUCGGGAUUGCUGCUGUCUACGGAAUCAUCAUCAUCGUAGGUCUGGUGGGAAAUGUGACUUUAAUGAAGACAUGUCUGUUGGUGAAGUCCAUGCGCACGGUGCCCAACUUGUUCCUGUCCAGCCUGGCUCUGGGGGACCUGCUGCUGCUGGUGACCUGCGCCCCGGUGGACGCCAGCAGAUACCUGGUGGACGAGUGGCUCUUUGGCCGGGUUGGAUGCAAACUCAUCCCGUUCAUCCAGCUCACCUCGGUGGGAGUGUCCGUUUUCACCCUCACUGCUCUCUCGGCUGACCGGUACAGAGCGAUUGUCAAACCCCUGGAUAUCCACAGGUCCAGCGCUACACUCAGUAUCUGUUUACGAGCCGGGGCAAUCUGGCUCCUCUCAGUGACUCUGGCGAUUCCUGAAGCCGUCUUCUCUGACCUGCACACCUUCACCACCAGCCACACCAAUGAGUCAUUUGUGACCUGUGCACCCUACCCCCAUGCCGGGGAGUUGCACCCAAAGAUUCACUCCACCGCCUCCUUCCUGAUCUUCUACAUCAUCCCGCUCUUCAUCAUAUCCAUCUACUACUGCUUCAUUGCUCACAGCCUGGUCAGGAGCUCUGUGAACAUUCCCGCUGAAGGACACCUGCACAUGCAGAAACAGAUAAAGUCCAGGAAGCGUCUGGCAAAGACUGUUCUGGUGUUUGUUGGCUUGUUUGCUGUCUGCUGGUUGCCCAGUCAUGUGAUCUACUUGUACCGCUCCUAUCACUACGACCAGGUGGACACAUCACUGGGCCACUUCAUCGCCAGCGUGUGUGCUCGCAUCUUGGCCUUCACCAACUCCUGUGUGAACCCGUUUGCCCUCUACCUGAUGAGCAAAAGCUUCAGCAAACACUUUAACAAGCAGCUCCUGUGCUCCCAUACUCAGAGACACUUGCACAGCCAGAAUAGCAGGAGCACAAACAUAACCACUGUCUAAAAACAUCUGUCAACCUGUGGGGGGUUUCAUUAACUUGAUCUGGAGUCAUGUCGAUCAUGUGAUAAUUAUCUCCUCACACUGAGUUUUACAGACAUCAUGUUCAGUUCUGAUGUAGAAGUGUUAGCGUCAGUAUGAUGAAUGGAGACAACCACUUGUCAAGCCAUCUCAGUCAUGAGUUCAUCACUUCUCACUUACCUUUUAUUACAAAACACCCUGAAAUAAUGUUACAUAUAUAAACAUAUAUCUUAAUAUCUUACCUGCUGACUAUCCAACUAUCAAAAGAACUGUUUCUGAAGAGAUACAAUCAGUGCAGAUGUAAAGCUGCUUGUCAGUAACUCUGGUACAGAACAUUUUUUGUACAUAUGUCAAACAAAUGUAAAAAAGCAAAUCCUUAUAGUUGGUAGUUUUUUCUCUUUGUGUUAUGAAUCUGUUUGAUGUAAAAUUCAAAGAUCUUUAGGUGUAAAAUGAAAUUCACUUAUGGUUUUAGUUCUGUUGUGCAUGUUUUUAUCUGCUGGAGAGGAACAGCAGGUUCCUCUGACAUUUGAGGGUUUAAUGGUUGUAAAAUAUUCAAAGUGAACAUAUUUAAUUCCUGCUAUUUUGUGUACUGGAAACGUUUUUUAUGCAAGAUGGGUCAAAUGUUACCAGAAGAAUUGUUAAAUGUCACAUGUUGUAUUCACAGAGAUGUUCCUGUUAAAUAUCUUGAGUUAGUUAGUGGUGUGUUUGUUAGACUUGUACAAAAUUCAGCAGCUUUUUGUUCAUGUAAUGUAAUAAUCAUAUGUAUAAUAAUAUAUAGGGCUGCAAGUACUGAUUAUGUUUAUUAUUAGUUCAUCCGUUAUUAUUUUUUAAAUUUGCUAAAUGUGACACGUUAAAAUAACUUGUUUAGUCUGACCAACAGUCCAAAACCCAACGAUAAUCAAUUCACAAUGAUUUAAAACUGAGAAAAGCAGCUAAUGCUAACAUCUUAAGAAGCUGGAAAGUGAAUAUUUAGCAUCUUUAGGCAUGUUUCUAAGGAUGACGAUGAUGCUGAGUCUGUCGGUCAGUUCACCACUUUGAUCCAGACUGAAAUAUCUCAACAACUAUUCAAUGGAUUGACAUUAAAUUUGGUGCAGACAUUCAUCUCCCCCUCAAAAUGAAUGGUAAUAACUUUAAUCCUCUGACUUUUUAAUUUUGUUGACCAAAUAUCAGCAAAAUGAAUGAAAUGACUUUCCCAUCAGCCUCAGCUGUACCUUGUGUUAAUUAGCAAAUGAUAGCAUGCUAAUGUGUUAUACUGAGAUGGUAAACAAAUAGGCAUUUAGGUCAAAGUGCUGCUGUGAGUUGUCAUAAGUACAACUCACAGAGCUGAUUGUAGACUCACGUUCUUGGAUAAAUUAUUUAAUGAUGAUUAAUUUUCUGUCCGUCGACUAAUCGAUUAAAUCGACUAAUCAUUUCUGUCCUAAUAAUAUGUUGCUGAUAUGCAGUUUCACAAAGUAUUCACAAGGUACAACAAUACUGUUAAUUGUGUUUAUAUUACAGAACUGUGCUGUAAAUUUGUUGUUGAUUUGUGCCAUCUUGAUGUUUGUAUACUAUUAAAUAUGAUUUGAGAUGUCAUUUUUAAGAGGUUCU